Molecule: messenger RNA, 627 nt
Organism: Aethina tumida (small hive beetle)
Lineage: Eukaryota; Metazoa; Arthropoda; Insecta; Coleoptera; Nitidulidae
Product: gustatory receptor for sugar taste 64a-like
Exons: 4
Biological process (GO): detection of chemical stimulus involved in sensory perception of taste; sensory perception of chemical stimulus
Cellular component (GO): membrane
Molecular function (GO): taste receptor activity
Source: RefSeq, a predicted model, not a curated record
AUGGAAGUCAAAACAACCAACGAAUGUCUUCGAUUUAUAAUCAUCUUAGGCCAGUGCUUUUUCAUUUUUCCAAUAUCCGGAAUUUCAAGAUUUGUCAAUAAUUUAAAUAAUUUCUGUCGUGCCAUAUUUGAGCAUGUGUUCCUGGUAAUUCCUUACAACAUUCCAACUGCCAUAGUAUGGCUGGUAAUAAAUUGACAACACAAAGUUUUCAUUUAAAUUAAAUUCAACUUGCUUCAGUGCUUCAAUUUCACCAACACCCUCAUAUGGAACUACUUGGACCUCUUCAUUAUAAUCAUAAGCAUCUGCAUUUCGAUCAGAUUCCAACAAAUCAUAGCCAAAAUUAAAUUCAUGAUACAGCAAAAACAACUUUUACAAACUAUGCUGUCAUCGCAAUUUAAAAAGACUUUAGAACUGGUCUACUUUGCAUAUUCCUUUGGGUUCCUGAUUUGUCGUACCUGCAGCGUACUGAUGUUUGCUGCCACAGUCGACAGUGAUGCCAAAGAGACUUCCGACAUUUUACACAACAUACCCAACGAUAUUUACAACACAGAAGUAAAUAGUUUAAAAAUACCAAAUCACCCCCAAAGUACCAAAGGUUCAAUUUCAGAUUCAGAGGCUUAUUACUGA